GGGAGGGAGCGGAAGGGAAAGGAAAGCAAAAGUGGCCGCCUGGAAGCGGGGAUCCUUGGCAGCCCGGCUGCGUGCAGGCAGCGUGAGGCGCAGGUGCAGGCGGAGGGGGGCUCGAGAGAUAAUGGAGGAGACCCAUGCCUGAGCGCUUUCUUUGUCCGGGUCGCCCAUGGCUGAAGCCCGGAGGCUGGAGGAAGACGAGGAGGAGCUGAAGGAGCUCGGCAGAAGGCACAGGAGAGCCAACCUGAACCCCGCAACAGAUCGUUCUGAAAGAAAUAAACCUGACCAUCGAUCUUCGGGCCAAGGCCCCCUGUCAUCCAUUAAAGCAGCAAUCAAGAGAACUUCUCGGACAUCUGGCCAUAGCGAACAACAAAGAGAGAGAAGACGUCCUGAAAUCACAAUAGUUGCAGCUGAGCCCCUCAGGCCAUCAUCUUGGUUUCCAGGAGGAAAUCAUGUCUCUCCACAAGGUUUAGUUUUUCCAUCAUCUCAUACCCAGGCUUCUUGGAGAACAAAUGAUCUUGUUCCAGCUGAGCCACCUUCAUAUGAACAGGUAAUCAAAGAAAUCAAUCAAGUGCAAGUCAACACAACCAGCAACAAUAAUGCUGCUAGUGCCGCUAACUCUAGAUGUACUGCUACAUCUUCAACACAGACCGACUUUCCAGAAGAGAUAAUCAGCAAUUUGCCUGGAAUAGAUGUGAAAAGUAAUUUGCAUACUGCCUCUGAAUGCAAAAGCACGCAAGCUGUGCAAAUUCCUCGCAAGCCACCUAGACCUUCAUCUUCUCUGCUGAACAACAAUCAUGCAAAAAAUGAAGAACUUCUUGUUGUCCUGGAAGAGCAGCCAUGUCAGGAGAAACCUGAUGCUGUAGUACGUCCCGUGCCAAAACCAAGAACGAAAGGCAAUCUGAAACCUGUCGUUAGAGAUACUCACAAUACCCCGGAAGACAAUCAGAAAGAAACAAUUCAAUCAAGGACUGAAAAGGAUGCACCAUCACUUUACUUGGAGUUCUUACUAGAUGACAACUUUUUGGAUGGUCACAUGGUAGUGGAAAAUAUGGAUACAAACACCAGCCAAAAUAGUAUAGUAUCAAGAAUUAAAGUUUUUGAAAUGCAAGGGAAUAUGGACACGACAGGUUUAACAAAGAAGCCAGAAAUAUCUCCGCGCUCAUUAGGCCCCAAACCUAUAAUUAGUGCAAAAAAACCUGUCGUGGCUCCAAAGCCAGGGGCUGUCAGAGCUUCAGAGGAGUGGGAUUCCUGCACAGAAACCAAACUAAAGGCCGUUUCCCAGGAAAGGCCUCUUCAGCCUCAAGAAGGUGAGAGCAACAUUACAGUGAAGCCUGAAUUGCCAAAGAAACCAAAACCAGCCAUUGUAAAAAGCAGCAGCAAUGGACUGCUUAAUUUAGGAAGCAAGCAGGCUUCUGAUAACAGUGAUGGACAGAGAAAAUCUCCUGUUCCUGUUCCAAGGCCACUUGUUCCCAAGAAGUCUGUCUCUUUUGAAAGCCCUGCUCUUCCUCUACUUCCGCUGAAGCCAGCAAGUGCUGCUCCCAGGCUUUCCGUAGCUGCAGAAACAAGUGCCUUCAGAUCUCUUGCAGAACCACCUUCAGAGAACCUUUUACCACCUCCAGUACAGAGUAUACCAUGUGUGGAAGGAGAUCUAAUCAGUUUUGAUGAUGAUGUUCUACCGCUUAACUCGAAUGUUCAAGAAAUCGCUCAGUCAGAAUCAGAUCUUAUUCCUACACCAUCCAAGUGUGAGCCUCUGAAAGAACAGACCGUUCAACCAGCAGUUGUUAGGAAGCCUACUGUAAUCCGAAUCCCAUCAAAGCCAACAAAAGCUUCCAAUGAGAUUCCAGAAAGUCCUCCUCCGCUUCCUACUGAGAAACCAAUUGGGAACACAUCUGGCAUUUCAGCCGAAAAGCUCAAAAAUAUUAAAACAACCCCCCCAAUGGAGCCUGAGCAAUCCAAUUUGGCACAGUUGUUGAAGAAUGUACCUAUCCUUCCCCCAAGGCCUGGUGAGGGAAAGACUGUGCCAGCUCGACCUCCUCCACCUAAAGGUGCCCCAGGAAGGCCACCACCACCCAAAUCUACCAAGUCCUCAUCCCAAAUAGACAAGUUUUCUCGCUCAUCAUCUGAUAUGACACUCCAUAAGAAAACCAGCAUGUUUGGGUUGAGUGUGAAGAGGACCAAGAGUGAUGUUAUUAAAAAUCUCGACCCAGUUUUACCUCCUCGACCCAAACCAGGCCACCCUCUCUACAGUAAAUACAUGCUUCCUGUGCUGCAUGGAAUUGCCAAGGAAGAUGUUUCUGCUUCAAAUACUGGACGCCUCUCUUCCAAGCAAGAAGACGUGCUUGUGCCUGCUGACGUCAACAACAGCCGCACUGAACGCCAAAAGAGAGAUGAAACUGGCAAGGUUCCAUUAUCCCAAAUGCAGAUCAUAGCACCAUUGGAUGAGAGUUUGAAAAGUAGGCAAAGGGAAUCUGAGAACACACAGACCAUUUCCGAUCCAAGUGCUCCUCAUGCGGUAGUUCUACAUGAUUUUCUGGCAGAACAUACAGAAGAUCUGGCCCUCAAUUCUGGAGAGACUGUUUAUCUUCUGGAAAAAAUAGAUAAUGAGUGGUACAGAGGAAAAUGUAGGAAUCGCACGGGGAUCUUUCCAGCUAGUUUUGUCAAAGUUAUUGUUGAUGUUCUGGGAGAAAGCGACAGGAAAAAAGUAAACUUUUCAUCACCAAGUAUGAUUGGCCCUAGAUGUAUAGCUCGAUUUGAAUACAUCGGAGACCAGAGAGAUGAACUAAGUUUUCUGGAAGGUGACAUCAUUCUUUUGAAGGAAUAUGUUAAUGAAGAAUGGGCCAAAGGAGAACUGAGAGGCACCUCAGGAAUUUUCCCCUUGAACUUUGUAGAAAUUAUUGAAGAUCUACCUGAAUCAGGUGAUGGGACCCCACUGAAGAAUAAGAAUUCCACACCUGUGACGGAGGUGGAAGGACACGCCAGAGAGUGGUGUGAGGCGCUCCAUGAUUUCACAGCAGAAGCCCAAGAAGAUUUAUCUUUUAAAAAGGGAGACCGUAUCUUGAUAUUAGAGCAUGUGGACUCAGAGUGGUACAGAGGGAGACUAAACGGAAAGGAAGGAAUUUUCCCUACGGUGUUUGUUCGUCUUUGCUCAGGAGGAACUCAACCGGCGCAAACUCCAGGUGAGAAAAAAGGAAAAGCCAAGGCCCUGUAUGAUUUUCAUGCUGAAAACAUCGAUGAACUUUCUUUUAAAGUUGGUGACAUUAUAACAGGGCUUGAAUCUGUAGAUGAAGAAUGGAUGAGUGGAGAAUUACAUGGCAAAUCUGGAAUAUUUCCUAAAAACUUCAUCCAGAUUCUACAACUCUCCUAAGAAUGAAACACAAUUCUGCACCAUCUCCCUAUAAAAGUGAAUAUUUUAUUAAGCACAUUAUAUUUUGGGUAGCAGAGGCUGCCCUCUAUGAUCACGUGAUCUAAUCUUUGACUAUCAAAUGCAUUUUUGCACUAUUUUUAUAAUAUACUAGUUUGUCCAAUACUUUGUUUCCAGUUAAGACUCAGAAACUCCACCUCCGAUCAUUGUUCCAAGAAAAAGUUAACCAGCAUGCAUCUUGUUCUAGUAUACAACUGAAUAUUCAAAUAUUAAUUCUGCUGCAUUCCAUUUUCAGUAACUUGAUACCCUUUCUUAACAGGCACUGUAUGAAAACAGUAAACCCUGAUUACAGGAUAGCCACUGUAAAGUACUGGGUUUCAGGUUUUAUUUUACUCAAACCAAGCAAGCUAAAUUAUCUACCGUGUAAUGCAUUAUUUUGUAUUAAAAGGGAUUAAAAGAGCAGGAUUCUCUGAAAUGGUUCCGUGGUGAUAUGAACACAAAUGGUUCAAAGACUGGUUUCACCUCAUGACUGGUAGUGGUGUUUCCCUUCUGUCAGCUGAUCCCCUAUGUCUAGAAUGAUGUAUGUUCAGAAAACCUGCAUCACUUAUUGUGAGAAAAUAAUGUGCAUCCUAUGCAUUUGUGUGAAAUCCUGACCUCAUGGGUCAUGGCUGUUCAAUCCUACAAUGCAAGACAUCACUAUCACAGAUCUGUCCCAGCCUGUUCCGUCUUCUGUUCACUCUACUGGAUUCCUUUCCGUCCUCCCAAAAGUGUGUAAAUGGAAGACCAAGCAGUACAUUCUUGUAAAUUGGUUCUCCCCCAUGUUUCUCAUGCUCCUGUUAAAAUGAAACUUGCCAAGAUAAAACAGCAGCCAGAUGAUAAGUUAUUGUUCUAUAUUUGCAAGCUACAGAUUUCUGUUGAGUAAUUCUCAUUACAGUCUUUAAUCAGUCUGCAGCAUAAUAAUGUAUAUCCAUUUUGAUCAAGAAACACUGAAACUACAAAAGCAAUGACUGUAGUUGAACAAGUUGCAAUUAGUCCACUCAACCAUUUAAGUAUUCCUUAUUUGUGAAAAACAAGAACUUUGUAGUAACUUCAAAGCUCUUGAAUGUGUAGUUUUGUAAGCUUUUAUAGAUAAAACAGCCUUCUCCCACAGCCAUGCAGGGAAUUUUUAUAUGGUAUUUACAGACAACAAAUCCCUCCCUUUAAGUGACGCUGGUAUGUGCAAUACAGCUAAAUGGUUUUUCAGAGACAAAUCAGAAAUUUGAAAAACACUAUGUGUAGAUUAAGUAAAUACUGUUUAAUAGAAUGUGUUUUUCCCCUCUACCAACUGGCAGUUAUAUUUCUGUUUGGGAACCAGAUGCCCAAUAUGUGCUUCUUUCAUCAUGUUUAGAAUUUAAAAAACCUGCAUAAAAUUAAAUUAACUAUUAAAAUAUUAGAAAUAUUUACACUUUAAGUAGCCAUAUGCUAUGUCUAAGAUUAUGCAUAUAACUACAAGGUGUCUAUCUCCAUUAAUAUUUGCAAAUAUAGUACAUAAGAAAUUCUUAUUUUGGUAUUUUUGGUGCAAUCAAAUAAUUAGCAAGUGCUUUCACUUCAAAUUGUAGCAAAAGUUCCAAUUUUUCUUCUGCAGCUCAUAUUUGCUUCCCUAUAUGUGUACUUUCACAUUUAUACAUAUAUAUUUACUCAGAAUAUUGCUGAUUUCUGCUAUUAUCUGGGGUCACAAAUAGAUGUCAGCUUCUUUUAAACAGAUAGGAGAAAGGGUUACCCAUUCAGGUAGAUUUUCUUGAUUUCACAGGGACAUGUUUAUGUAUGGCCCUCAAAGCAGCGAACGGAUUACUGCCUCCAGGCCUGUAGAAGCUGCCCAUCUCUACUCUAAAUUCAAUGAAUGAAGUCCUCUUGCAACACAGAGAGGUAAAAUAAGGAAAAUAAUUUAACUGUGCCUAAUAUGAGGCAGUCUAGCAGCAGCACAAUGGUUGCAUGAGUCAAACAUGGUCAAAUAUAGGCGGUAUGCUAUUUUUGCCCAAAACAAGGAUAUAUUUCAUCUCAAAAAGAGAACCACCACAGCUUUUAUAUCCACAAGACUUAUCACUACAGUCCACUCACUCCUUUUUAGACUAUAAAUAUCAGAAUUUUGUUUGCAGAACCAAAGGUGUAUAGACUUCUACCCAGCAGAGUACAAAAGCUUUACUGGUACAAAAGCUGCAACAAUUUUUCCAUCCAAGUUUAAUAUUUUGCUUUAGUUCAGCACAUGACUUCUGUUUCAUAGGCUUUAUAAGAUUUUCCCAUUUUAUACAGCUGUCUAUGCCAAUCCAGUUUUUAGGGUCCACUGAAAACCAAUUUUGAACACACUGUUCACAAUGUUUACUUGUUUAUAUAAAACAUCGGAUAAGCAGACAUGAUCAACAAAUUUUUUGAGCGAGUGGUUAAUUUAGACAUUUAGUGGCACUUGGGAAACUCCUAUUUUAUAGCCUUGUUAAUGAAAAAACAUUAAUUACUAUUUUCUCAUUUAGAUAGUGAAUGGAUUGUAUUCUAUUAGCAUUUCAUUUCAUACAUUUACAUAAGCAUCUGGCACGGUAGUCUCAGUUCUGCAUACUAAGUUUGCCAAAUGCCACAACUUCACUCCAACAGUGCCAUCUAAAGGGCUCCUAAUAGUUUUUCAGUGUGUUCUUAGAAAAUCCUCAUUAAAAAGAAAUGUUUUUGUUUUGUCAUCUCCUCCCAGAAGAAUAUAAAAGUAUUACAGAUACCAUGACCCUAAACCAGAGACCACAAAGUGCAACUCUCCAGAUGUCACUGGAUUACAAAUACCAGUACUCCUUGCUAUUGGAAAUAGAGUAGUCUGGACAACCACUCUUUGCUCCUGCUUCUGAAUUCUGCACUGACUACAAGAACAGGCCGAUAAGAAAAUAGCACAGGGCAGACUAGCUUAAUAUAUUCCAUCAUUAUAAAGUAGAAACAGCUGCUGUUUAAUUGUAACAUUUAGAGCUCCAGAUUUCUUAAACCUACCAGAUCAUAGUCAAUAUCCUAUUAAAAAUGGAGGCCUUCCCUUAUACCAGCAGUGCUAGAGGUUGCUCAACAAAUGCAAGACAGAUUAAGAACACAGGAGCCUGCUAGGGGCACACUUAGGCAAUUGCCUUUCUAUGAUCACGCCUAUGAAGACAAGCUAAGCCAUUUUGACAUGGUAAGUUCCAUGUAUACUUCCACGGUGCAAUAUUUUCUGUGUAUGUGAAAUGUGUGUAAAUAAACCAUUUGACUUAUACUGGGUAUAAGCAA
Pogona vitticeps (central bearded dragon) is the source of this 6625-nucleotide messenger RNA. It is a transcript of the gene SH3D19, whose product is annotated as SH3 domain containing 19. The record is from RefSeq and is a predicted model, not a curated record. NCBI's taxonomy places the organism in Eukaryota, Metazoa, Chordata, Lepidosauria, Squamata, Agamidae. Gene Ontology annotation, molecular function: protein binding.